Trichomonas vaginalis G3 is the source of this 471-nucleotide messenger RNA. RefSeq lists its product as uncharacterized. The coding region runs from base 1 to 471 and encodes 156 amino acids. The record is from RefSeq and is a predicted model, not a curated record. The transcript has a single exon. NCBI's taxonomy places the organism in Eukaryota, Parabasalia, Trichomonadida, Trichomonadidae.
AUGUCCGACAGGAAAAGUUCUUCCUUCCGACAGGACACAAACGGAUGUCCGACAGGAAAAGUUCUUCCUUCCGACAGGACACAAACGGAUGUCCGACGGUUAAGCCACAAACGAAUGUCCGACGUCCCACCAACUGAGUCCAUUCCCAAACCAGAGGAACCUAAAGCACCAGCCCCUGCACCUCAGUUCCAGCAAGUCCCUCCACCAAAUUACUACCAAUUCCAAUACAAAUCGAAGAGAGACCAAGAGUUCGAAGAAGGUCUGAACCGCUUACGCAAAGAGUAUGCUACAGCUCCAACCCUUGGUUGUUCCAGCAAUUCCAAUCUCAAUCCAAAUUACUACCAAUCUCAAUCCACAUCGAAGAGAGACCAAGAGUUCGAAGAAGGUCUGAACCGCUUACGCAAAGAGUAUGCUACAGCUCCAAUUGAGAGAAAGUUGUUGCUAAAUUCAGUAAAAAUAAUGUUUAGGUGA